Messenger RNA from Diceros bicornis minor, 2598 nucleotides. RefSeq names its product spindlin-1-like. The transcript is spliced from 3 exons. NCBI's taxonomy places the organism in Eukaryota, Metazoa, Chordata, Mammalia, Perissodactyla, Rhinocerotidae. The coding region runs from base 1 to 1437 and encodes 478 amino acids. Gene Ontology annotation, biological process: gamete generation; regulation of DNA-templated transcription. The record is from RefSeq and is a predicted model, not a curated record. Gene Ontology annotation, cellular component: nucleoplasm; cytosol.
AUGGAGCCAGGAGGAGGUUCCUGCGGUGCCGCGCACAUGUUCGAGCACGGUUCCACCACCUCCCAAGCCGCCAUCAGCGCCGAGCAACCGUCUGGUCAGGACUGCCUCAGGAGGCGGCUCCCGGGGCCUCCGCACGUGCCCCUGACUGUCAGGUUUGGGCUCCGUGUGCUCAGCUGUCCUGUGGUCCUCAUCUGGACGCUGUUCCUUAGUCGUAAGAGCUUGCAAUGCAACAACUGUGCGUACUGGACCGCCUAUGGGGUGAAGACAGAACCCAGCACCGCGGAGCCUGGGGCGGGCGCCAGACAGGGAGCGCGGCGCAGAGCCGGGGUGGGCGCAGUGCGCGUGCGCAGCGAGGCCAGGGCGGGGGCGGGAGCGGGAGCGGGGCGCGGAGCGGGGGUGGGCUCACUGCGCGCCGGGGCGGGGAGGGAGCGCGGGGCUGGGGUGGGCGCCGUCCGGCUCGGCGGGCGGGGGCUGGACGGCGGGGCCGCGGACGACGCCCGGGCGGCCCGCCGGAAGACUCCCGUUUCCCGUGAUUUUGCUGAACUUGUGGCCGAGUUCUUGGCCGCUGGACGAGCGGCAGCGUUGAGACUGUGUGAGAAGUUUCCAGCGGGGGCCUCCCGAGUGUCCGCCGCCCCGCCGCUCGCCUCCAUGCGGGUGGACGCGGCCCCCGGGCGGAGGCCGGCCGGCCCGCGGUCCGGGGCUGGCGGGGGCCGCGGCCCCGCGGGCGCGCCGAGCACCAGGGCGGCCCGCAGACGGCGGCGGCGCGGCGCGGGGCCCCGCACCCCCGGCCGGCGGCCGCGGAGCCUGGUGGGCUGCAGGAUCCGGCACGGCUGGAGGGAGGGGGACGGCCCGGUCACCCAGUGGAGGGGCACCGUGCUGGACCAGGUGCCCGUGAACCCCGCCCUGUACCUCAUCAAGUACGACGGCUUCGACUGCGUCUACGGCCUGGAGCUCGACAGGGACGCGCGCGUGUCCGCGCUGGAAGUGCUGGCCGACAGGGUGGCGCCGUCCCCCGUGGGCGAGGCCCACCUGGCCGACAGGAUGGUGGGCAAGGCCGUGAAGCACACCUUCGAGGGCGAGGACGGCGCCCGCGACCAGUGGCGGGGAACGGUCCUGGCGCGCGCCCCCACCAUGAGCACGUGGUUUUACAUCACCUACGAGAAGGACCCGGUCCUGUACAUGUACCAGCUCCUAGACGACUACAGAGAAGGCGACCUGCGCAUCAUGCCGGACCCCAAGGACUCGCCUCCAGCAGGACAGGAACCAGCAGAAGUUGUGGACAGCCUGGUGGGCAAACGGGUGGAGUACGCCAAGGAAGAUGGCUCCCAGAGGACUGGCAUGGUCAUUCACCAAGUGGAAGCGAGACCGUCCGUCUGUUUCAUCAAGUUUGAUGACGAUUUCCAUAUCUAUGUGUACAAUUUGGUGAAAACAUCCUAGAUGUCAUCACCAACUUUGCCAAAUUUGUGAAAGUAUUAAAGGUAUAAUUUGUAGACCUAAGACCUGAUUGCUUCCCAGUUUAAUGAAAGCUUAAAUCUCCCUGCGAACCCACCGUCUCUGCCAGCAGAGCUGGUUUCCUUCUGAAUAGUACAGAUUUAUGUGACCACAGAGCAUUUUGUGUAAGGAGUUCCUUGCUCUUAAACGAAGUCUGCCUGUCUGGAGGGGAGUUACAGGCAAGUUUGGUCAAAGUUAAGGGAGAAUCAACGUCAUUCAAAACUGUAAUGGGUCCUAUCCAUUCUCCCCUUCACUCUUAGCACUUUUAUUCUGCUGCCACAAUGCAAGCAUAGUUUGGUGUUUUUUGACGGCCUUUUUAGAGAUAUAUAUGUGUCUGUAACUACCUAUCUUUAUCUGUGUGUAUACAUAUGUAAUAUAUAGACACACAGAGAUCUGUGUGCACACGCACACACUUCAUUGACAGCGCUUCCUUUGUGGAUUGGGAUGAGGGUGUAACUCCAGUGUAACAGGAGUGCCUGACCCAGGUCAAUCAUACUUAGUAUAUUACUGCUGUUUAUUUAAAAUUAAAUGUGAGCACAGGAAGCACAUAGGGAGGUUCAGCUGGUUUUGAAAGUCAGAAGUUCAGAGCACUUCUUCAGUCUGGAGGCGUUAAACCCUAAGGCCAAACAUGAAUUGCUUGUGCACAGCCAAUGACCCACGUUUGGACUUUCCAAAACAGUUAGAAAUCUAGCUAAAAGACUGCCUUUAAUUCUAAGCUCUGUAAGUUUUUUUUUUUUUUUUUUGAGGUCACCUUGGUUUAUAACAUUAUGUAAACUUCAGAAGUACAUCAUUAUAUUUCGACUUCUGUGUAGACUGCGUCAUGUUCACCUCCCCAAGUCUAAUCGCCAUCCAUCACCAUACACAUGUGCCCUUGUACUCCUUUUGCCCUCCACCUUCCACCCUUCCUGUCUGCUUACCACCUGUCUAAUCUCUGUAUCUAUAUGUUUGUUGUUGUUGUUGUUUUUAUCUUCCACAUAUGAGUGAAAUCAUACAGUAUUUGUCUUUCUCGCUGUUAUUUCGCUUAGCGUAAUACCCUCAAGGUCCAUCCAUGUUGUUGCAAAUGGCAAGAUUUCAUCUUGUUUGUGGUUGAGUAGUAUUCCAUUGUGU